Molecule: messenger RNA, 2444 nt
Organism: Myotis brandtii (Brandt's bat)
Lineage: Eukaryota; Metazoa; Chordata; Mammalia; Chiroptera; Vespertilionidae
Gene: LRRIQ4
Product: leucine-rich repeats and IQ motif containing 4
Exons: 5
Coding region: 712-2340 (542 amino acids)
Molecular function (GO): protein binding
Source: RefSeq, a predicted model, not a curated record
CUUCCAUUCCACUCUUUAAAAAUCAAUGGGAAAAUGUCCUUGGGUGAAGAUUAACAACAACAAAAAGUUUGGCUGGUUUCUCUUUACCCCAGAAGGCCCUUUGCCUAGCUAGCGGAUGGCUUGUUCCCCCCCGUCAGUCUCCAAACUUGAAAAUGCCACAGGCAUAAAAGCGCCCACUGGUCUCUACUUAUUCAGGGAGGACUAGUCCAUCUCUCAAAUUUAAUUCUCUUGACCUGUGCACCCACAACUCUCUAGUAGUUUUAAGGAAAAAUAAAAUAUUUUAAAAUAUUAAAUUUUUUCUAGUGUUCUCUCAGUGUUUAUUGUAGGACCAAUGAUCUUUUGCAACUUUCUACAGCCUACCUGGAAAUAGAAUCAAGAUGAGCAUUUUUUCAAAAAACGGAAUUUAGACUAUUUUUAAAAAUAUUAGUUAACCUGUUAGGAGUAAGAGGAGUCUACACUUUAAUUCUUCUCCCAACACAAAUCACAAAAACCUUUAUUUUAUGUUGUGGCGCAAUGUCAAGCACUAAAUUCAAUCAACUAAAAUUUUAAUUUGAUCUCUCUUUCAGGAUACCAACCCUGGUGGCAGGUAAACUCUGAUUUUUUUUUUCCUUUUCACAAUAUUCCAGAUUUUGAAUAUUUGAAUGUCCCGUCAAGAUAAUACCAAAUGGCAUCACCCAAGCAGUAGAACGUUCCUCUAACGCGCAUCGAAACAUGAUCCACGGCACAUCUGGGAGAACGUUUUUCCUCGAUGCCGCUAAUCAGAACUUGGCUGCGAUCCCACCGGGGAUCCUAGAAUUAAGAGAAUUAGAAGAGGUGCACCUGGAAAAUAACGACAUCGAGGAGAUCCCCCAGGAGAUCCAGUACCUGGAGAACAUCAAAGUCCUCUACCUGAACAAUAACAGGCUGAGCAAGCUGUGCCCGCAGCUGGGAAAGCUGCGCCGCCUGGAGGGCCUGGACCUCAGCGACAACCCCAUCCUCCCCUCCUGGAUCCCGGUGCUCAGCAGCAUCCGCUCCCUGCGCCAGCUCCGCCUCUACCGCACCCAGGUCCGGGCGAUCCCCACCGACAUCUGCAAGCACCUGCACCACCUCGAGCUGCUCGGCCUGUCGGGAAACCGCCUGAAGUCUCUGCCCAAGGAAAUCGUGAACCAGACCAAACUGAGGGAGCUCUACCUGAAGCAAAACCAAUUUGAGGUUUUCCCGCCCGAGCUCUGCGUCCUCCACAACCUGGUGAUCAUUGACCUGGAUGAGAACAGGCUGACGGCGCUCCCGGAGGAGAUCGGCAGGCUGACCCAGCUGCAGAAGUUCUACGUGGCUCGCAACAGCCUGCAGGGGCUGCCCGAGUCCCUGUGCCAGUGCGACAAGCUGUCGGUGCUGGAUCUUUCCUACAACCGCCUCCACUCCCUCCCGCGCACCCUGGGGAGCCUCUCGGAGAUGACGGAGGUGGCGCUGAGCGGGAACCCGCUGGAGAAGGUGCCGCGCCUGGUCUGCAAGUGGACCGCGCUGCAGCUGCUCUACCUGUGCAACGCCGACCUGCGCUCGCUGCGCCGCUCCUUCCGGCGCCUGGUCAACCUGCGCUUCCUGGACCUCAGUCAGAACCAAAUGCAAGGCUUCCCCAUGCAGAUCUGCUCGCUGAGGAACCUGGAGAUCCUGGCGCUGGAUGAUAAUAAGAUAGGGAAGUUACCUUCAGACUUCGGUGCACUUUCAAAACUGAAGAUACUUGGACUAAGUGGGAAUCAGUUAAUUUCAUUUCCAGAAGAAAUCUUUUCUUUAGAGUCCUUAGAGAAAUUAUACAUUGGGCAAGAUCAGGGAGCCAAGCUCACCUCUGUGCCAGAGGACAUUGGGAAACUACAGAGUCUUAAGGAGCUGCAUAUAGAAAACAACCAUCUGGAGUACUUGCCAGUGGCCUUGGGAUCAAUGCCUAACCUGGAAGUUCUUGAUUGCCGCCACAAUCUGCUUAAGCAGCUUCCAGAUGCCAUCUGCCAAGCACAAGCUUUGAGAGAAUUACUGCUUGAGACAAACUUGCUCACCCAACUUCCAGAGAAUUUAGAUAGUCUAGUGAAUCUCGAUGUUCUGACGCUGAUGGACAAUCCUAUGGAAGAUCCCCCAGAAGAAGUGUACACCGAAGGCAAAGAGGCUAUCUUCACAUACCUUAAGAAUAAAAGACAUAUGAAAAUAGUAGCAACAAAGAUUCAAUCCUGGUGGCGUGGAAUGAUGGUACUGAAAGGAAUUGGGAAAUUUAGUGAACUGUUAAAAGUGCGAAAGAAAGGAAAGAAUUCUCUAAAAUCUAAGUCAGGAAAGAAGGGUGGAAAAGAAAAACCUGCAAAGGAAAAGAAGAAAUAAUUUUGUAUAUUAAUGACUUGAGGUAAUGAACCCUGAUGGAUUAAGAAGGCAAAAAUAUAUAGGAAUUAGAUGCCCACCGCAUUAAAAUUAUUCAUUAAAUUAUG